Diachasma alloeum is the source of this 686-nucleotide messenger RNA. It is a transcript of the gene Pdrg1, whose product is annotated as p53 and DNA damage-regulated protein 1. Lineage: Eukaryota; Metazoa; Arthropoda; Insecta; Hymenoptera; Braconidae. The transcript has 3 exons. The record is from RefSeq and is a predicted model, not a curated record. The coding region runs from base 196 to 588 and encodes 130 amino acids.
GAUGGCGUGACAAUAGUUCUGAAACGAUUUUCUUGAGUUCUUCUUCCUCUUGAUUGAGCGAAUUUAUCCCGUUAAUUACUUGUUAAUACUAAAACAGUAGUAUUGAUUUGUAAAUUGAACUCAAUCACGGGCACUCAAGACGGAGAAAUGGACAAUCAUUGAGGAAUUCAAGGCUCUGCUUAUCCAAACAGAAUCAUGAAAGAGCAGCGGGAGAUGCUGGAGUAUCUGCAGAAGAUUGAGGAUAAAGCUGGAGAGAUUUUAACUGACAGACAGGAAAUUGUGGCUCUGGAUAAAAGGAGAAAUGAUGAUCGUGUUGGAAUGCGCGCACUUCAGAAGCAGAAGAGUGAUAAAUGUUGGAUUACUGUUGGUCCGUUACUUCUGAAGAUGACUUCCAAUGAGGCCGAAGAGCUGCUACUUCAAGACCAAAAGAACUGCGAUAUCGAGGUGAAUAAACUGCGCAGUAAUUUGAAGGUAAAGGUGAACGAGCUUCGAGAUCUGGAACACACUCCACCAGUUUCAGGCCUCAUGCUCAAGCCAAUGUCUCAUGCAGAGAUGUCGGCGAUUAAUCAGUCAAUUGGAAAAAAAUGAUUAAUGAAUUAUCAUAAUGUGAAUGUGAUUUGUUUUUAUUCAUCGGUGGGAGAUGGUCAACGUAUUAAAAAAAUAAUAAAACAUUUGAUAUAUGGUUA